UCGAGUCGCGCGGUUGGGCCGCGCAGUAAAAAAUCGCAAAAUCUGAAAAAUCCACAACAGAAUCCACGACACAAAGGCACCAGCAGAAUAAAGGACGAGUCGCAUUUGAUUCAAUUAACCACCGCGGCAGUAAAUUCGAGCAACUAGCUGUGAACCGAAAGCCGAGAACCGUGAACCGUGAACCGGUUUGGAAGUAAGCUCGGCCUUUUCCCACUGCACUGCUCCCCCGUCCGAUGGAAGCUGGCCAAAAAAAUAAAAGCGAAUGCUAUCUAGCUAAAAUCUCGGAAGGCAAACCCCGGAUCGUACGACAUUUUUUUUGAUGUGUCCGUCGUCUGGUUAUAUUGAGUAGAACGCAAUACUAUACCUACAUACAUAGACCCACCACCGCCGCCGAUCGGAGCAGAGAGCGUGCCGGAGGAGGAAGAGGCGCACAUAUCAGCAUCUGCCGCUGGAGAGAGCUGCGAGCAAGAAGAGAGAAAGGCGGGCGGCAUCGUCGUUUUUUGUUGUUGCGGCAUCGUCGUCUCCAUUUUAUUUUGCACUAGACGCAGCCACUAAAGGGUCGCGCCGGUCACUCGCAUAAUCGCCCAGGGUCAAGGCACAUCUUGGGACUACCACGCACUUCCGAUCAUCCGGUCGGGGCCUGAUUGGGACCCUAUCAUCUAGCCGACCUAGAAGACCCAGCAUAAUAUAUGUAACAAUGUUGACGACCGUCCUGAACUUUGCCCAGCGAGUGGCGGAGAUUUCUUUGCUCGGCGGCAUCGAGAUUGCAUCAGUUGCCCUCAUCGUCUACUACAUUUUCGCCAAGACGAGAGCACCCAUUAUCAUCGCUGGCCUGUUCCCCAACCUGAAUCUGAGCUACCGUUCGUCCCUUGGCAAGAUCAACACCAUACGCAGCGAUCUCCUGGUCACGCUCCGUUCAUCCAAUGAGCCGAAGGUGCAGAAUUCAGUUGCUCAUGGCAUCGGCACGCAAAACAUGUUGGAGCUAACCCCGCAGUCCGGCCAGAAACCCUUUAAGAAGCUUUUUGACUGGGGAGUGGUCUUCCCGUAUGUGGCCCAGGUGGUGCGCAGCGAAAAGUUCGAGUACCGACAGGUCACCGAGAUUGUGCACAAUGACGCCGUACUGAAACACGCCAUUAAGCAGGCGGCGGAGCAAAGUUUAAGGGAGCAGCGCUACGCGAAAAAUGGUCAUCGUCUGCUCACGCGCAGUGCUAGCGGAGAUCAGUCAGCUUCGGCGGUGGAGGAGGAGGACGAGAAGCAGGGAAUCUCUUACCAAGCCAUUCUGAGGAAGCAGGAGCGGCGUGCCAUUAGCAUCCUGAAGGACAUGGGCUCCACGCUGAACAACGGGCUUCUAGCAUUUACUUCUUGGAUCCUGUACAAGCUACUACCUUGCUUCCUAUCCGGGGUUGUCACCAAUACCAAGCAGAUUGAGAUGCUGAAGACUGCCACCGAACGAUCCCCCGAAACUCCAUUGAUCUUCGUGCCUUUGCAUCGCAGCCAUUUGGAUUACAUCAUGGUCACUUGGAUCCUAACCAACAACGACAUUCGCAGUCCUUUGGUUGCCGCCGGAAAUAACUUGCAAAUACCCGUUUUCGGUGGGCUGCUCCGUGGUCUUGGAGCGUUUUUCAUCAAGCGCAAGAUCGACCCAGUAGAGGGAAAGAAGGAUGUGCUUUAUCGUGCUGCCCUUCACCUCUAUCUUACCCACGCCCUGAAGCAGGGCCACAAUGUAGAAUUCUUUAUUGAAGGCGGCCGCACCCGUACCGGAAAGCCUUGCAUGCCCAAGGGCGGUAUCCUUUCAGUGAUUGUGAAUGCUUUCAUGGAUGGCAGCAUUCCGGACGCCCUACUAGUACCCGUGUCUGUGAACUAUGAGCGCCUCGUCGACGGAAACUUUGUGCGCGAGCAGAAGGGAGAGAAGAAAAUACCCGAAUCGUUCACCAAGGCCAUAUCAGGUAUCUGGAAGGCCCUGAGAUCGAACUAUGGGCUGAUGCGUAUCGAUUUCAAUGAGCCCUACUCGAUUCGGGAGCUGGUCAAUUCGUACAACAAGAUUGCUCGAGAGGAUGGAAACAAUGCCAAGGUGUACAAGCCGGCGGCAAGGACUUUGCAGCACAAUCAGUCUACGUCGUCGUUGUACGGCACCGAUGUCGUGUGCGAAGAGCACCGCAAUCUCAUCGAAAGCAUCUCGCGCCAGGUGGUCUUCGAUUGCGCCGCCGCAACCUCUGUGAUGUCUACCAACGCCCUGGCCUUCCUGCUGCUCACCCGCUUCAGGAAGGGCGGCGAGGAGCAGAUUUUAGCCGAGGCUCUGGAUGACUUGCGAAAUUCGCUAUCCGGCGCUAAGGACAUGGGUUUUUCCGGGGAAUCCUCACAAAUACUGGCAUAUGCCUGCGACCUGCUUGGCUCAGGUCUUGUAACACGCACAAGGGAUGAAAACGGACGUUUGGUCAUUAGGGCCGUGAAUUCCGUGGAAAGCUUUAUUGAACUGGCCUACUACUCCAACAUGCUCACGCCGCACUUUGCCCUCAGUUCGAUACUUAUGACUACUUUCCACGCACUGCUGCCGGAGACGGAAGACAAGAAGGCGGCUGGAGUUCGGCGCAAAACCCUGAUAGACGCCGCCCUGGAAAACUGCCAGAUCUAUCGCUACGAAUUCAUACUAAACAAGCCCACCCAAGUGUUGGAGAACCUGCUAUACAAGCAAUUGGAUGACCUGUUGAUCAGCGGUUGCCUUGUAGCCGAACAGGUGGACGUUGAUGAGGAUGCCAAUCGGGCUAGGCGCAUGGCUCGCAACUUGGCGGAUUGCAUCGACGUGGACGACGACUUCCUCGAUGUGUCCAACGACGGCGGAGACGACGAAAAGGUGCUCUUCGCCCGCGAUACCCUGCAGCAGCAGCGAAACAUCUGCGAGGUGCUGGCACCUUUCGCCUGGACGUACGUGACUGUGGCCCAAUCCCUGCAGAUACUCCACCGCAACUCCAUGCUGGAGUCGGAAUUCAUCAGUUUUGUGAUCAACGACUUGAGCGGCAAGGUCAAGCGCGGAAGCUGUGCCUAUGCUGAGAGCAUAUCGACGGACUCGGUCCGAAAUUGCCUGAAACUGUUGGAGAAGUGGUCUGUGAUCGAGGUGUGCAACCAGCAGGGCAUGCGGCUGAUCUCACUCAAUACGCUGUACGAGAUGUCCCGGGAGUCGCUCAACACGAUCGUCAAGAAGAUCGACGCCAUUGUGCCAAAGUACAACUCGGAUUAUUUCAACGCCGCUCCCUAACCGAUUGGAUUGGUUUAUUCUUGGCACUCAACGCUUUAUUCUUAUACCUUUAAUAACGUGCAUAUCCGCUUAAGAUUAAAGUGCGUACUCCUAGAUCUUAGACUUAGCUAUGUCUAGUUUUAUAGUCAUACGAGUUUUAUAUGCCAAAGUGCUAGCUUUACUGUAGCUGAGAGACAAACAUUGAAAUGUGAACAAAAUUUUAAGUAUAGCUUCCUAAAAUUGUCUUAAAGUGCGUUCUUAGAGCAGAACAGACAGACCAAACGAAACAGGAUACAAUAUAUCAUUUAUACUGAACUGAUAAA
Drosophila bipectinata is the source of this 3555-nucleotide messenger RNA. It is a transcript of the gene mino, whose product is annotated as glycerol-3-phosphate acyltransferase mino. Gene Ontology annotation, cellular component: mitochondrial membrane; plasma membrane. NCBI's taxonomy places the organism in Eukaryota, Metazoa, Arthropoda, Insecta, Diptera, Drosophilidae. Gene Ontology annotation, biological process: fatty acid metabolic process; phospholipid biosynthetic process; glycerol-3-phosphate metabolic process. Gene Ontology annotation, molecular function: glycerol-3-phosphate O-acyltransferase activity. The record is from RefSeq and is a predicted model, not a curated record.